AUGGUGGCCAAACUAGUCCUUUUCUUCUUACUUACGGCUUCUGUAUUAACAAACGGCAAUUUUCGAGGCAAUAUCGCUUUUGGCGACACCUUCGGUUCUCACAUCAUCUACCAAGAAACUCACGAGAAGUACGCAAUUCCUCUGGUGGUGAGAGAUGAGACUAUUAUUGUGAAGACUAUGGGCAAUGAAGUCAUCAAGGCGAUAAUGGUCAGCGACCUGAAGGGUGGUGGCAGAAGUUACCUGGUGGAUGGAGGAAUUGGGAGGAAAACUGUUACUAUAAAACUUGAGAGUGAACGCGGUAGUGGUUAUAAAUUCCUGGUACAAGUAUAUGCUAUUUAA
Messenger RNA from Arctia plantaginis, 339 nucleotides. The record is from the annotation of a GenBank genome assembly. Lineage: Eukaryota; Metazoa; Arthropoda; Insecta; Lepidoptera; Erebidae.